ACGUCUAAUCGCACUUUAACCUAACAUCCGUUUCGUCGUUGUGUUGUAUGUACGGCAGUGAUUGUCAGCAGAAACGUCAACCUCACGCACACGGAAAUAACCCAGGUAGGAUAAUCGCACAAUGGAAGGAUUGCACAACGCAAUGCAAACAUUGCAAAUGACGGAGUACGAUCCACAUUCGGCGGCAGACGAUUCUCUGUACGUCGCCUCGAAAUGCUGGGAACGCGUCGUGGACGCUGCUCUCAAGACCGGCUACAGAGAAGGGGUGCAAGACGGAGCGGACUCUGUGCUGCAAGAGGGAUUCAAUAUCGGUUACAAAGACGGUUUCAAGAUCGCUUUCGCGCUGGGACGGUACAAGGGUCUGGCUGCCGCAUCGACGACCAUGUCGGAGCAUCCCGCGGACGUGGCCGUCGCUCUCGACAAAACCAGGCGCGGCGCGUGCUGGAUAUGCGACGUGGAGUCGCGAAACAAGACCUCCGAUCCAUUUGAGAACGCCUCGUUCUCCCAGGUCCUGAACGAGCAGAGAGUACGUUCUGCGGGAGUUGUAAACAGGCUACACGAGUACUUAGAACCGGUCCUGAAGAAAUCGGGCAUCGGAAUCAAUUCGACUCUUUAGACACAUUUAAGUAGUAUUUUGUAAUAUAAUUGGUUAAAUUAUUAACAGAAUGCAUUAAUAUUUCUGUUGAUAUAUCGCUAUAAAAAAUUGAUUUCCUAUAUAGAAAUGUUUAUUGAGACACCCGAAUAUAACUCCGCGACUCAAUCAUACAGAUAUUAUUGACGAUAAA
Messenger RNA from Temnothorax curvispinosus, 785 nucleotides. RefSeq lists its product as uncharacterized. The coding region runs from base 122 to 616 and encodes 164 amino acids. The record is from RefSeq and is a predicted model, not a curated record. The transcript has 3 exons. Lineage: Eukaryota; Metazoa; Arthropoda; Insecta; Hymenoptera; Formicidae.